Messenger RNA from Epinephelus moara (kelp grouper), 360 nucleotides. Its product is annotated as major histocompatibility complex class I-related gene protein-like. Lineage: Eukaryota; Metazoa; Chordata; Actinopteri; Perciformes; Serranidae. Gene Ontology annotation, biological process: immune response. The annotation marks the transcript as partial. The transcript has a single exon. Gene Ontology annotation, cellular component: external side of plasma membrane. The record is from RefSeq and is a predicted model, not a curated record.
ACUGUCUUCCUCUCUCUGUCUGCAGACCUUCCCUCAGUGUCUCUCCUCCAGAAGUCUCCCUCGUCUCCAGUCAGCUGCCACGCUACAGGUUUCUACCCAAACAGCGCCAUGAUGUUCUGGAGGAAAGAUGGAGAGGAGCUUCAUGAGAACGUGGACCGCGGAGAGAUCCUCCCCAACCAUGAUGGAUCCUUUCAGAUGAGCAGUGACCUGAACGUUUCAUCAGUCUCACCUGAAGACUGGAAGAAGUACGAGUGUGUGUUCCAGCUCUCUGGUGUGAAGGAGGACAUCGUCACCAAACUGAACAAAGCAGUGAUCAGGACCAACAGAGGUAAGACUUCUAUCUGAAGUGAAGGUGGGAAA